AUGGCGAGCUCCCUGCUGAGGACGGCAGGUGUCCGCGCUGCUCGCACUCCCUUGACGGCAACAAGUAGUCGGAGUUACGCUCAGCCGUCGGCAAGCUCGCCCAAUGAGGUCUUCAAGGGCCGCAAAAACGCCAACGGCAACUUUCGGGUCACUCUCAUUCCUGGCGACGGCAUAGGUCCAGAGAUCUCUGUCGCCGUCAAGGACAUCUACAAGGCUGCAAAGGUGCCUAUCGACUGGGAGGAAGUCUCUGUCGCGCCCCUCAUCGUCGACGGCAAGUCGACUAUACCCCAAGACGCAAUCGACAACAUCAAAGCCAACACCGUCGCCCUCAAAGGUCCCCUCGCGACGCCCAUCGGCAAGGGCCACGUCUCCCUCAACCUGACCCUCCGAAGAACGUUCAACCUCUUUGCAAACGUUAGACCGUGUCGCUCCAUCGUCGGCUACAAGACGCCUUAUGACGACGUCAACAGCGUCCUCAUCCGCGAGAACACAGAGGGCGAGUACUCUGGCAUCGAGCACGAGGUCGUCGAUGGCGUCGUGCAGUCCAUCAAGCUCAUCACCAUGGAAGCCUCCGAGCGCGUCGCUCGUUACGCUUUCCAGUAUGCCGAGCUUAACGGACGUCCCCACGUCACCGCAGUCCACAAAGCGCCCAUCAUGAAAAUGUCGGACGGCAUGUUCCUCACCGCUUGCCGGCAAGUAGCGAAAGAGUUCCCAAAGAUCAGCUACGACGAGGACCUGCUAGAUCGUGUCUGCUUGCGAAUCGUACAGAACCCAGCUCCCUUUGCGGACCGUGUCAUGGUCAUGCCCAAUCUUUACGGCGACAUCCUCAGCGAUCUCGGGGCUGGCCUGAUCGGUGGUCUGGGUCUCACUCCCUCGGGCAACAUUGGCCGCGACGCGAGCAUCUUCGAGGCUGUCCACGGAUCCGCACCUGAUAUUGCAGGCAAAGGCUUCGCUAACCCGACUGCGCUCUUGCUGAGCUCGAUCAUGAUGCUGCGGCAUAUGGGUCUCUUUGAUCACGCUACAAAGAUUGAGAAGGCCGUCAUGGAUACCAUCGCAGAAGGCAAGCAUAUCACAAGAGAUCUGGGAGGAAAGGCCUCCACGUCCGAAUAUGCUCAGACGGUCAUCAGCCGGCUAGGCUAAAAAUUGUCUCACGAAAUGCAAACGAUCGUGUCUCAGCAGGAACUCCAACGAAUGCCCUUGCAGAUCAGUAGCGUACAGUCACGACACUCUGCUGAGUCGACAUGCGCGGUGCUUCUCCCGCGCCAUCGUGUGCUUCUCUGCCCAGGUGCGAAAAGUGAAGCAGACAGCGAGCGACAAUGUGCUCGUAUUCGUCGACGAGUGUCGAAGCUCCUAUCGUCGAGGGUGAUCUGCCAUCUGCAGCGAAGUAGGGCCGACGAGGUGAAUCGCCUUCCGCACUUUGUCGCUUCUCGACGAUCUGAAUGGGCACCGUCAUCUCGCCUUGAGCAACGCCCCAGAAUUGCAUCUGUGCCCCAUCAACGUUGACAUUGAUCCACCUACUUUUCUGAUCAGC
Mixia osmundae IAM 14324 is the source of this 1531-nucleotide messenger RNA. RefSeq lists its product as uncharacterized. Gene Ontology annotation, molecular function: NAD binding; isocitrate dehydrogenase (NAD+) activity; magnesium ion binding. Gene Ontology annotation, biological process: tricarboxylic acid cycle; isocitrate metabolic process. Bases 1 to 1140 code for a protein of 379 amino acids. NCBI's taxonomy places the organism in Eukaryota, Fungi, Basidiomycota, Mixiomycetes, Mixiales, Mixiaceae. The record is from RefSeq and is a predicted model, not a curated record. The transcript has 7 exons. Gene Ontology annotation, cellular component: mitochondrion.